AUGGUAAACGAAAAAGAUGAGAAGGAUGCCGUAGCCAUUUCCGUUCCAAGCAAGGGCGGCGAGCCGACGGAGGCUAAGAAAGACGGCAACAAGAAAAAAAGUCUCAAAGAGAAAGAGGAGGAGCUUUCGGAAGAAGACCGACAGAAAAAAGAAGAGCUGGAGCUCCUUGUGCAGAGAGCGCAGGAUUCUGACCAAGGCGUGGCCAAAAUGGCAAUGGAGGCGAUGGUGAAAGAGCUCAAGGAGUCCACCAGUUCAAUGACCUCAGUUCCAAAGCCCUUGAAAUUCCUGCGACCGCAUUACUCCACGCUGACGGAGCACUAUGCCAAGAUGCCGGCGAAUGACUUGAAGCGAUUCUUUGCUGAUGUCCUAUCCAUCCUGUCAACCACCAUGCAAAAGGAAGGGUCAAGACAAGCGCUGAAGUAUCGACUAGAAGGAACGAAAGAAGGUCUCACCAGCUGGGGCCAUGAGUACAUUCGGAAUAUUGCUGGUGAAAUUGGGGAGGAAUUCAAGGAACGCACAGAAAAGACCGCGGAUGUGAGCGACCUCCUGUCACUUGUUGAGGAGAUUGUACCCUUCAACAUGCAGCACAACGCCGAAGUCGACGCUGUUGAUCUUCUUUGUGAAGUUGAUCAAGUGCAGACGAUAGAAAAGCUAUGCGAAGAGCCCUCGUUCGGCAGAGUCUGCUUGUACCUGCAGGGCCUUGCCAACUUUGCAGCAACUCAGGCAGACAAAGUAAUGUACUUGCAAGUCUGCAUGAACCUGUACUUGAAGUACAAGGAGUACUUCGGCGCACUUCGAAUCGCCUUGAAGCUUAACGAUGCAAAGGCUGUUGCUGGUGUGUUUGGUGCUUGUGAAGACCGGCUCGUCCAGAAGCAGCUGGCCUUCAUGAUAUCUCGCAGGAAGUUCAACCAUGACUUUGAGGAGGAUGAUGAGCUGAAAGAGAUCGCCUCUGGUGAGAGCCUCUCCAAGCACUUCAUCUCCUUGGCCAAGGAGCUGGAUGUCCUGGAGCCCAAGCUUCCUGAACAAAUCUACAAGUCGCAUUUGGAGGAGAAACGCUCUACAGCUGUCCUGGAUUCUGCGAAGCAGAAUUUGGCGUCUUCCUUCGUGAAUGCGUUCGUCAAUGCUGGCUUCUGCAAGGACGAGCUGAUGACGAUUGCAGACUCAAAGUGGGUCUACAAGAACAAGGACCAGGGCAUGAUGAGUACGGUGGGCUCCCUGGGAGCGUUGCUGCUCUGGGGGAUCGACGAGGGCCUCACUCAGAUUGACAAGUACCAGUGGAGCUCUGAUGUGAACUUGAAGGCUGGUGCGCUGCUAGCCUUCGGUCUGGUGACUUGCGGGGUGAAGAACGAAUGUGAUCCUGCGUGGGCACUUCUUGGUGAACAGCUGGAGGCGGAGGAUGCGCAGCUGCGGUUAGCUGCAGUGGUCGGCCUUGGGUACGCAUACGCAGGAAGCUGCCGAGAGGACUUGCUGGAGAAUCUGACUCCAAUGAUCGUUGACACCGCCUGUAGCAUUGAAUGCUCAGCCAUGGCGGCAGUCAGCUUGGGUCUGGUCUUUGUCUCUUCGUGCAACGAUGAGGUGGCGCAAGCAAUUCUGCAAACGCUGAUCGAAAGACAGGCCGUGGAAAAUGCAUUGAGUGGUACCUGGCCCCACUUUUUUGCAGUAGGCUUAGGUCUUCUGUACUUGGGCCAGCAGGAUGCUGCUGAAGCCACUCUGUCAGCCCUGGAUGCAAUUACGCACCCUGUGGGCAAGUACGCAAAGCUGACUGUGGAAGGCUUUGCCUUUGCAUACUCCGGCGACGUCCUCCACGUGCAGAAAAUGCUGCAGGCGUGCACAGACCACCUCGAAGAGGCUGAAGCCUUUCACCAGGCAACUGCCGUGCUUGGAAUAGCUUUGAUUGCUUUUGGUGAAGAGAUCGGUGCCGAAAUGGCGUGCAGAUCUAUUGACCACAUACUUCAGUAUGGAGAACUGACGCUCAGGCGAGCUGUCCCAAUUGCCUUGGCAAUCCUGCACCUGUCAAAUCCGAAGGUGCUUGUGAUUGACACCCUCGCCAAGCUGUCACACGACGCAGACCAGGAUGUGGCUACUGGCGCAAUCAUGAGUAUGGGUCUGAUAGGUGCCGGCACAAACAACGCCCGGCUGGCAGGCUUGCUGAGGCAGCUGGCCGCAUACUAUGCGAAAGACCCCAACGCGCUGUUUAUGGUCAGAAUUGCCCAGGGCCUUCUGUACAUGGGCAAGGGCCUGCUCACAAUUAAUCCCCUCUUUAGCGAUCGUUACCUGGUAGAUCCGGUUGCGUUUGGCUCUCUCGCGGUGCUGGCGCACUCGGUGUUGCACCUCAAGAAUACCAUUCUAGGCAAAAGCCACUACUUGCUUUACAAUGUGGUCCCGGCCAUGCGACCAAGAUGGUUGAUAACUGUGGACGAGGACAUGAACGAGCUCAAAGUGGCGGUGCGCGUAGGUCAAGCAGUAGAUGUGACUGGCAUGGCUGGUCGUCCGAAGCAGAUCACAGGCUUCCAGACCAGAACCACUCCAGUUCUUCUUAACUUUCAGGACAGAGCGGAGCUGGCAACAGAAGAGUACCUGCCAGUCACACCUGGAACCAUCUUGGAGGAUUUUGUGAUCCUGAAGAAGAAUCCGAAUUACAAGCCUGCUACCGGAGCUGCGUAG
This is a messenger RNA of Symbiodinium pilosum, 2664 nucleotides long. Lineage: Eukaryota; Dinophyceae; Suessiales; Symbiodiniaceae. The record is from the annotation of a GenBank genome assembly.